Messenger RNA from Candidozyma duobushaemuli, 1326 nucleotides. It is a transcript of the gene TOS1, whose product is annotated as Tos1p. The transcript has a single exon. The record is from RefSeq and is a predicted model, not a curated record. Gene Ontology annotation, cellular component: fungal-type cell wall. NCBI's taxonomy places the organism in Eukaryota, Fungi, Ascomycota, Pichiomycetes, Serinales, Metschnikowiaceae. The coding region runs from base 1 to 1326 and encodes 441 amino acids.
AUGAAGUCCACUGCGUUGUUGGCCCUUGCUGCCUCCCUCGCUGUCGCCUCAGCCGGCGAUUGCUCUUUCGAAGAAGGCUACCACUACUGUGCCAAAACAAACAAGGUCGCUUUCCAAAACGUCGGUUUCCUGGACUCCUACAAGGACGUUGUCGCCAUGGACGAGGACUCCGGCAAGUGUGAGCAGAAGACCCACGAGUUCUCUGGUAACUUGGCUCCUUUGAACGAGGAGUUGUCGUUCCACUUUAGAGGUCCUUUGAAGUUGAAGCAGUUUGGUGUCUACUACCAAUCCGGCUCCAAGAAGAACAAGAGAGAGGACGACGAGGAGUGCACCACCACCCAGCACGUCCACCACAAGCACGUCAAGAGAGCCACUGCUUUCGUCACCCAGACCGUGUUUGUUGACCAGUUUGGAAACACAGUGACUUCCUCUGCCACCGCGACUCCUUCCACCGCUGCUAGCGAGAGCUACGACACCACCGAGACCAACGUGGCCUCUGUCUCUUCCGACGGUGGCGCCAAGUCCUCCAACGGUGCUGUUGACGCUUCCUCCUCUUCCUCCUCCUCGAGCUCCUCGUCCACUGCUUCUGCUAGCUCUGGCGACUGGGUUCGUUCUUCCUACUACAAGCCAGGCACCGCCGAGAACUGUACUUUCUUGAACCACCACGGUGGCUCUGGUUCUGGUGUCUGGUCUUCUGCUUUGGGUAACUCCCUUUCCUACGCCAACAGCGACAACUCCAACGGUGCUUCUUCCCCUCAGAUCUUGGACGACGUCACCAUCAAGUCCGACACUGAGUUUGUCAUUAUGUCUGGCCUCAAGUGUGGCGACGACUCCGAGAACGGUGACUGUGGUUUCUACAGAAAGGGUAUCCCUGCCUACCACGGUUUCUCUGGUGAUACCAAGUUGUUCGUUUUCGAGUUCUUGAUGCCUUCCGACGGUUCCUCUGGCUUCAACGCCGACAUGCCUGCCAUCUGGGCCUUGAACGCUAAGAUCCCAAGAACUUUGCAGUACGGUGAGUCCACUUGCUCGUGCUGGAAGUCUGGUUGCGGUGAGUUGGACUUGUUCGAGAUCUUGCACUCUGGUUCCAAAAAGUUGAUUGCCCACAUCCACUCUGGCCAGGGCUCUGGUGGUUCCGGCUACGGUGGUGGUGGUUCUCAGGACUACUUCGAGAGACCAACCGAGAAGGCCAUCAAGGCCGCUGUGAUCAUGACCGGCAAGGAGAUUGUCAUCAAGGUUGUCGACUCUGACUUUGACGAGGUCUUGACCGCUGACACUGUCGACGGCUGGUUGGAGUCCUCCGGCACCGUCGCCAAGAUCGCCAACUAG